AUGGAAGUUAGCAAGAAUCCAGCGGACGAUUCGAAAGAAAAACACAAUGCUGACAUAGUUCAGAAGACAGCGACUGCUAUCGCUACCAAAGGACAGCCACGAAUCGUCAAUGGCAGACCCCCAUUAAAACGAAAUCUUCCUAUAUUGCCACGCUAUCAACCUCUACCACCCAGACAAUCUUACAUGGGAGAUUUCAGUAGCAUGUCAUGUCGGAUGUUCUUUCCAACUUCGGGACAUGUAGGUUUCCAUACAACCAAAUUAUCUGAUGAAUUGCCACCGAUCGAAGCACUUCGCGAGAUAAUUAUCUAUGAGACACGUCUUCGUUUAUCGGAUUCGAUUCAAGAGCUCAUGGAUUUGUAUCAUACUGAUGAGAAUGCUGUCACACUCGUACAUGAUCUCAUUCAACAGCAUGUAGUAGAACAUUUCGGUUAUCAAGAUGUCAAUGCAUUACGCACUGCUUUGCAUCGUUUUCCGGAUGAUCCUGUUGUCCAAGCAGUUUUCUAUGGUAAACCAUUGUGA
Messenger RNA from Rotaria sp. Silwood2, 519 nucleotides. NCBI's taxonomy places the organism in Eukaryota, Metazoa, Rotifera, Eurotatoria, Philodinida, Philodinidae. The record is from the annotation of a GenBank genome assembly.